AUGGCUUCAAUAAGCUUUGCGGCUACUGGUCGCCUUCAGGUACUACGGGAUUCAUCUAAUGAAUCUCAGGAUGGUGUCGAUAUUGUUCUCGUUCCUGGCAUCGGAACUACCUUACCGGAAGAGUGGCCGUUUGUUAACAAAGAAUGGCUUGCCACCCUACCCGGUUCUAGCGCUGGGACACGCAUCCUCGCCUAUGACUAUACUUCGCCAUUUGGAGCCACCAAACCUUCAUGGGAGUCGAUGUUGAUGCUAGGUCAUGAUCUUAUCCAACAUAUAAGCGAUGUGCGAUCAUCAUCAGUCCUAAAAGUGCCCACCAACAAGCCAAUUCUGGUAGUCUGCCACAGCUUAGGUGGUAUUAUAGUCAAGCAGGCGUUGUGUGUCGCCGAUAAGCAGUUUCGUCGGUAUGAAUCAAUCAUCAACGCUAUAGCUGGCGUUAUCUUCCUGAGCACUCCGCAUCGCUAUGGCGACAAGACCACAAGUUGUAUACGGUUUCGAGAUGUUUUCGAAGCGACGACCAGUAGACACUUGGAAAUCCCAAGCAUGAACAUCGAGCAAGAAGGCGCUAUUCUGCUUGACCUCGCAGAUAGAUUCGAAGGAAUCUCGUUCAGUGCCCCCAUACUAUCCGCGUAUGAACUGAGAGAAUCGAAAACCAGCUCCACUACACUGCAUCACAAAUACCAACAAUUGGUCAACCGUGAAGCUUGUUCAACUCGUGCCCAGAUGGAAACAGUCAUUGGCCUUAAUCUUAAUCAUCACGAUACAUGCCUUUUCACCCAGAGCAUCGGUGGCGAAAGUUUACCUGAGCUCAAUGAGUUUCUAUCUAAGACUUUACAAGACGCUGCGCGUCUUAUCGCUCUUCGACUUGAGGACCGUGAAUAUCAAGAUGCAACGACGAGCACUUACUCGCCCACAAUGAGCGAAAUACCACUCAAAGUUGAGCAAUUGGAACUCACGGAGUCGCCAUCCAACAAAGCAACAGCAGGAACAUCUCUUUCGGGGUUUGAGUUGGUAUCUCCUAUAACACCAAAGUCUGAUGUUGCAAAACCCCUUCAUUUACCAUGUCUCCUUCUCAACACGCAUUCGGCGAAUGAGGAUUUUUGCGGCCGUGAAGAUAUCUUGGAACGUCUCGCAACCGAGCUCUUGCCUCCAAAGAACAGGGUGACAGCAUCGGGCACCGCUCUAAGGCAGUUUGCACUUUGUGGAUUUGGGGGUAUUGGAAAGACAGAAAUAGCCCGCGAGUUUGCCCGACGUCAUAAACAUUCUUUUGAUGCGGUAUUCUGGGUCGUGGCGGAUGAGAUAGCUAAACUUGAUCACCAUUACCAGUACAUUUCGUUGGUACUGGGACUCGAAGAAGCAUCCGAGUCAUGGUAUCAAAAAGAGCGUAGACAAACGAAGAAAUUUAAUAGCUUCUUCGAAACUACACGCAGUAUCUACGAGUCCUCAACACAUCCAGAUCGGGAUUCCCUUCUUACAGAUAUCCACUUCUACCUAGGAGCUAUAGCCAUAGAUACGAGUAAUUUUGAUAUAAGCCGCAUUAACAAGGAAUAUUCUUUCAACCUAGUUUCCAAAAUCUAUAAAGAGCUAGGUACCACGGACGACAGAUUAUACCUCGCCUACGCAGAGCGAGGGAUCUCACGAAUCCAGGAUAGACGGUAUAAGGAAGGGGAGGCUAAUCUUAAAGAAGCACUGCGCAUACGUAAAGAUCUUCAGAACUAUAUCCCGCGUGCUAUGAUCAACGACGCACUGGAAAUUUGGUCAGUUGAUUCGAAUGCGCAUAAGAAUGAGAUCGCUCGCACUACUUUCCUCAAGGGAAAGUUGCUGUCGGCUAUGGGCAAGAUGCAAAAGGCUUCUAUUGCCUUUAGAGUUGCUUGUCGCUUGAGGAAGGAGAUCACCAAGGAGGAUCGUGAUUUAAAUAGCUUGACGAUGAUAGACUUUGACGAGAUUGUUGCUUUUUGGGCUCGUUGA
Messenger RNA from Penicillium verrucosum, 1965 nucleotides. RefSeq lists its product as uncharacterized. Bases 1 to 1965 code for a protein of 654 amino acids. The record is from RefSeq and is a predicted model, not a curated record. The transcript has 9 exons. NCBI's taxonomy places the organism in Eukaryota, Fungi, Ascomycota, Eurotiomycetes, Eurotiales, Aspergillaceae. Gene Ontology annotation, molecular function: protein binding.